AUGUCUGGUGAAGAAGAUCUCAUCGACUACUCCGAUGAGGAGAUCCAGACCACCGAGCCCACCGCGGCCUCGAACGGCAAGAAGGGCGAUCUCGCCGCCGGCGGCAAUGUUGAUAAAAGGGCAGCUAUGUCGCUUCUGAGGGCCAUUGGCGACUGUGGAUUCGAACAUCCUUCGGAGGUCCAGCAAACCUGUAUCCCCCAGGCUCUUCUUGGAGGUGAUAUCAUCUGCCAGGCCAAGUCUGGUCUCGGAAAGACUGCCGUGUUCGUUCUCACGACCCUCCAGCAGGUCGAACCCGUCAAUGGCGAGGUUUCCGUCCUAGUCAUGUGCCACACUCGCGAGUUGGCGUUCCAGAUCAAGAAUGAGUACAACCGCUUCAGCAAGUACAUGCCCGGUAUCAACACCGGCGUCUUUUAUGGCGGCACUCCGAUCCAGAAGGAUGUCGAAACCAUCAAGAACAAAGACACUUGCCCCCACAUCAUUGUCGGUACUCCAGGCCGUCUGAACGCUUUGGUUCGCGACAAGAUUCUUCGUCUUGGCAGUGUCCGCAUCUUUGUUCUUGACGAGUGCGACAAAAUGCUUGACCAAGUUGACAUGCGACGAGAUGUACAGGAUAUUUUCCGUGCCACGCCGCAGCAGAAGCAGGUGAUGAUGUUUUCCGCCACCUUGUCAGACGAGAUCAAGCCUGUGUGCCGCAAGUUCAUGCAAAACCCCACCGAGCAUUACGUUGAUGAAGACACGAAGCUCACCCUUCACGGUCUUCAACAAUACUAUGUCUCGCUUGAGGAGCGCGAGAAGAACCGGAAGCUCAAUGAGCUUCUUGACGAAUUGCAGUUCAACCAGGUCAUCAUUUUCGUCAAGAGCACUCUUCGUGCCACCGAGCUAGAUAAGCUGCUGCGCGAGUGCAACUUCCUUCGAUCUCGUAUUCGUCGCUACAAAGAAUUCAAGGAAUUCAACAAGCGCAUUUGCGUUGCCACCGAUGUCUUCGGACGUGGUAUCGAUAUCGAGCGUAUCAACUUGGCUAUCAACUACGAUUUGCCUGCUGAUGCCGAUUCCUACCUGCAUCGCGUUGGUCGUGCCGGUCGUUUCGGUACCAAGGGUCUUGCUAUCUCAUUCGUCAGCACAGAGCAAGACAAGGAGGUCCUCAAGGCCAUCGAGAAGCGCUUUGAGGUUGCCCUUCCUGAAUUCCCCAAGGAGGGUAUCGAUGCCAGCACCUAUAUGGCUUCCUAG
Messenger RNA from Parascedosporium putredinis, 1227 nucleotides. Lineage: Eukaryota; Fungi; Ascomycota; Sordariomycetes; Microascales; Microascaceae. The record is from the annotation of a GenBank genome assembly.